AUGUUUCCAACAGGUUUCUCAUUCCCCAGCCCCCCAGUUGCUGCUGCUCCUCCUUCCCAGGAGGUCAGACCUGCCACUGAUGGUUAUAACAGCACCAGCCCUACUUUGGCCACCUUUACCUCCUGUUUCAAGAAGAGAAAGUUAAACAACAACUACAGCAGCAACAAAAAGAAGACUGAUCCCAUCCCUUCUUCCUGCUCCUCCCCAAGAAUUCCUCUCCCACCUUCCACCACUUUUACAGCUUCUUGCCCCGGGAUUUCAGUUGCCAUCCUCAAGUAUCACUACCUCCAGAAGAAACUGCACCUGGAAGACUCCUUGGAUUUUAUAGGCUUUGUGAAGAUGGCUGAGGAAUCCACAUCUUCUUCUUCACCUGAACUUGCUGCAGAUCAGCAGCAAGAACUUAAAAACAAAAACUUAUUACCCCCCUCUGUGGCUAAAGGGCAGCAUGCAAAUGAGCUUCUCAGAGCCCCCUCUACUACCUCUAGCUUUACCACCAGUAAACCAGGCUCAGCCAAGAAAUUGGUGAUCAAGAACUUUAAAGAGAAACCUCUUCCAGAAAACUACACAGAGAAAUUAUGGCAGAAACUGAAGGAAGCAGUAGAAGCCAUUCAGAACAGUACUUCGAUUACAUACAAUUUAGAAGAACUCUAUCAGGCUGUUGAAAACCUCUGUUCCUACAGGAUCUCUGCAAAAUUAUACAAACAGCUGAGACAAAUUUGUGAAGAACACAUCAGAACCCAAAUUCACCAAUUCCGAGAGGAUUCAUUGGACAGUGUUCUCUUUCUAAAGAAGAUAGAUAAGUGCUGGCAUAAUCACUGCAGACAAAUGUCCAUGAUUAGGAGCAUUUUUUUGUAUUUGGAUAGAACGUACGUUCUUCAGAAUUCAAUGCUGCCUUCCAUUUGGGACAUGGGUCUAGAAUUAUUUAGGACCCAUAUAAUUAGCGAUCAGACAGUCCAGAACAGGACUAUUGAAGGCAUUCUCCUUUUGAUUGAUAGGGAAAGGAACGGUGAAGCAAUUGACAGGAGUUUGCUCAGAAGCCUCCUGAGUAUGCUUUCAGACUUGCAGAUUUAUCAAGAUUCUUUUGAACAAAGAUUUUUGGAAGAAACCAACCAGCUAUAUGCGGCCGAGGGGCAGCGUUUGAUGCAAGAAAGAGAGGUUUCUGAAUACUUUCAUCAUGUCAACAGACGUCUAGAAGAAGAAGAAGAUAGGCUGAUCACUUAUCUAGAUCUGACUACUCAGAAGCCACUAAUUGCAACUGUAGAAAAGCAGCUCCUGGGUGAACAUUUAACAGCCAUCCUUCAGAAAGGUUUAAGUCACCUUCUUGAUGAAAAUCGGACUCAAGAUUUGUCUCUACUCUAUCAGCUAUUUAGCAGGGUAUGCAAUGGAGUUCAGGUUCUCUUGCAGUACUGGACUGAAUACAUCAAGGCAUUUGGCAGCGCUAUUGUCAUCAAUCCCGAAAAAGAUAAGACCAUGGUACAGGAAUUGCUGGACUUUAAAGAUAAAGUUGACUAUAUUACGGAAAUCAGUUUUAUGAAAAACGAAAGGUUUGUCAAUGCCACGAAGGAAGCAUUUGAAACCUUCAUUAACAAAAGACCAAAUAAGCCUGCUGAGCUCAUAGCAAAGUAUGUGGAUUCAAAGCUCCGUGCAGGUAACAGGGAAGCUACAGAUGAAGAACUUGAGAAAAUGUUGGACAAGAUCAUGAUCAUAUUUCGGUUCAUUUAUGGGAAAGAUGUCUUUGAAGCCUUUUAUAAGAAGGACUUAGUCAAAAGGCUGUUGGUUGGAAAGAGCGCAUCGACAGAUGCUGAAAAGUCGAUGCUUUCAAAACUCAAGCACGAAUGUGGACCUGUGUUCACCAGCAAACUAGAAGGGAUGUUCAAAGACAUAGAGCUGUCCAAAGAUAUCAUGGUUCAAUUCAAACAGUAUGUGCAAAACCAAAACUCUCCUGUUAGCAUUGAACUGACCGUGAAUAUCCUGACAACAGGUCACUGGCCAACCUAUGUGCCUAUGGAGGUUCACUUACCGGCUGAGAUGGUAAGACUCCAGGAGAUUUUCAAGACUUUUUACUUAGGUAAACACAGUGGGAGGAAGCUUCAGUGGCAAUCGACGCUAGGACACUGUGUACUAAAAGCAGAAUUUAAAGAGGGCAAAAAGGAGCUUCAGGUCUCUCUUUUCCAAACACUGGUGUUGCUAAUGUUUAACGAUGGCAAAGAAUUUAGUGUAGAAGACAUCAAGCAAGCUACAGGAAUAGAGGAUGGAGAAUUAAGGAGAUCACUCCAGUCCUUAGCCUGUGGCAAAGCUAGAGUUCUGAUGAAAAAUCCCAAGGGCAAAGAUGUGGAAGAUGGUGAUAAAUUUACUUGCAACGAUGACUUCAGACACAAACUCUUCAGGAUAAAAAUCAAUCAAAUCCAGAUGAAAGAAACAGUAGAGGAACAAGCAAGCACUACCGAAAAAGUCUUUCAGGACCGACAGUAUCACAUUGAUGCUGCAAUUGUGAGAAUCAUGAAGAUAAGAAAGGCUCUAGACCACAAUCAGCUUAUUUCAGAAGCAUAUAAUCAACUGAGGUUCCCGGUUAAGCCUGCUGAUCUCAAGAAGAGAAUAGAAUCCUUAAUUGACAGGGACUACAUGGAAAGAGACAAAGAAAACCCAAACCAGUACAAUUACGUUGCCUAAAAUGUUCACCUUUGAACACCUGGUAAAUCAUACCCAGUUGCCAGUAGAUAAAUUAGCCUAUCAUUCCAAUUAAUUGACUUCUUUCCUACUACUGAUGACUUACUGAAUGAAAGCCGCUUUUUCAGUGAUUUAUAUGCCCAUUUAAAGAGCACAGUUUACAUUAAAGAAGAAUGCUGUUGAACCCUU
This is a messenger RNA of Antechinus flavipes (yellow-footed antechinus), 2856 nucleotides long. Its product is annotated as cullin-4B-like. The record is from RefSeq and is a predicted model, not a curated record. Gene Ontology annotation, molecular function: ubiquitin protein ligase binding. Gene Ontology annotation, biological process: ubiquitin-dependent protein catabolic process; DNA damage response; protein ubiquitination. Lineage: Eukaryota; Metazoa; Chordata; Mammalia; Dasyuromorphia; Dasyuridae. Gene Ontology annotation, cellular component: Cul4B-RING E3 ubiquitin ligase complex.